UCCCUUUCCCUGCCUCAUAGUCUUCGAUGUAUUUAUUAUCUUUACCAUCAUCAUGUGCAAAACAGGUGGUCAUGAGGGAUGCUCAUAAGGGGUUCCUCUGCUGAAGGUCAUGAUUUCUCAUACUGUCAACUAAAGUCUAAUUUGUAAAAUUAACUUCUUUCUAGAAAUUCUUCUUUAAACUACCUGGACUAAUCCUCCCUCUUUUCCAUCAAAAUUGUGAUCUGACAUUGCUGCGAGUGGGUAAAUAAUUCUCUCUCUAACCCUGCAUCAUCACAUUAUAAUGAGGAGCACUCGAUAGCAUCUGGAAACACCUGCAUACCAUGUUCAAAGAAUGGCCUAAAAGUGCAAAGCCUUGCUAGUAAUUCAGAUGCUGGACAAGUAUUAGAGCGUAUUUUGUUUGUUUUGAAAAAACAUUCUUUCUCUACUGGGAUGCCCUGCAUUUGUGGUGCUUGAAUGUUCAGGGGGUUUUACUGGCUCUGUAUGGUCAAUGUUGUUAUUGUCUGGAGCUCAGCUGUCCUGUGACACAGCACCAGAGCCAUGCCUCCAGGUGAGGAGACAGUGUCCUCUGGGCUGUGGAGAGUUACCACAGGAAGAAUCUAACCCAAGCAGAAAAUUCCUGAUAUUUGCGUUAUUACAGAGCAGCCAGGUUGGAAGCUGAGGCCCUAAUUGCCCUGUGUAAUGAGAGAGGCCCUGAAAGAAAGGUGUGUGAUUGGAGCAGCACUUCAAGCUGGGAGCAAAAAAUCACAGUGGAGCAGUGCACAGCUCAGAGCUGCCCACUGUGACACCUGCUCCAAGGCCAGCAUGAGCCCAUGGAAUCUCAGGCCAAAAGCCAAGACUUGGUUCCACUCCCAGAAAAGUCAACGAAACCCAUUUAAAGUGAAAUGAUUUCAUGCUGUACUGCAGGCUGAGUGACUUGGCAGCAUUACUGUAAUAGCAUGGUACAUCCCAGGUACAAGUUAAUGAAGCACAGAGUUACAGCACUUCUGUGUAGCUGGUUAGUGGAGCCUGGGACUAAAACAUACUGAAACUGUCAUCUGUGGGCAGGAUUUCACCUGGCCUUCAGAGUCUGACUGCUCUGGGAACUACCCCAACAUUUUCCUACUUAAUAAAUCCCUUCCCAUGGUGCCAUUCUCAACAUCAUCUAAUGGCCAUCCCAUACUGAUAGAAGAGGAGCUAAAAUUUAUCAAGGAAUUCAGGACCUGAGAUGUCACCAGGGUGUUUUAUAUGACAAGCAGAGCAACUACAGAAACAAUCUCCAGAGAUGUCCUGCAAAUAUUUUUCCUUCUUCGGUCUGUGUCUUUUCCUUCCAACCCAAAGGAGGUGCUCCCUGGGUCACGUAUCCAGCUUGCACAGCAGCGACACAACAUCCCUUCCUGGAUUUGAGAACCUCACCAUGGGAUACAACAAAUACCUCCGGCCCUACUUUGGUGGAGAACCUGUUCAAAUUGCAAUGAGUCUGGACAUUGCAAGUAUUUCCAGUAUAUCCGAGAGCAACAUGGAUUACACAGCUACCAUAUCCCUGCGGCAGCGCUGGACAGACCCCCGGCUGGUCUUCCACGGCAACAGGAGCUUCACGCUGGAUGCUCGCCUGGCGGAGCUGCUCUGGGUGCCAGACACCUACAUCGUGGAGUCCAAAAGGUCCUUCCUGCACGACGUCACCGUGGGCAACCGUCUCAUCAGGCUGUUCUCUAAUGGCACCAUCUUGUAUGCCUUGAGAAUCACUACUACUGUUGCCUGUAACAUGGACCUGUCAAAAUAUCCUAUGGACACACAAACAUGCAGACUGCAGCUGGAAAGCUGGGGCUAUGAUGAAAACGAUGUCACCUUCACAUGGCUGAGAGGAAACGACUCUGUCCAUGGCAUGGAGCAGCUGCGGCUCUCCCAGUACACGGUGGAGCGUUACUACACCCUGGUCUCCAAGUCACAGCAGGAGACAGGCAGUUACCCACGUCUGAUAUUACAGUUUGAGCUAAGAAGAAAUGUACUUUACUUCAUUUUGGAGACCUAUGUGCCCUCCACUCUGCUCGUCAUGCUGUCCUGGGUUUCUUUUUGGAUCACAUUGGACUCAGUGCCUGCAAGAACCUGCAUUGGAGUUACAACAGUGCUUUCCAUGACAACUCUGAUGAUCGGCUCACGAAGUUCACUUUCAAAAACCAACUGUUUCAUUAAGGCCAUUGAUGUUUAUCUUGGCAUCUGCUUCAGCUUCAUCUUUGGUGCCCUUGUGGAAUAUGCAGUGGCUCACUACAGCUCUUCACAAAAGUGUGCAGCUAAAGUACCUCAAGAGGGGCCAGCAAAUAAGAUCACUAAAGAAAUGGAAGAUGUCAACAUCACUAAUAUCCUCAACAAUUCCAUCACCAGCUAUAAACAGAAAAUCAGCUUCACAAGCAUUGAAAUUUCCAGUGAUAAUGUUAACUGCAGUGAUUUGACUACGAAAAGCCAUGAGAAAAUCAAAUGUGUCUUGAGAAACAAAAUGCACAGGAUUAUUGGUUAUUUCACAAUUCAGAACCCCGGCAAUGUGGACCACUACUCCAAAUUGCUUUUCCCUUUGUUUUUCAUGCUGGUCAAUGUGUUUUAUUGGGCUUAUUAUCUAUAUUUUUAGUAGAAGUUAGUUGCUUCAUCCUCCUACUUCAGCAGGAAAGGAAUUGAGCCAAUGGGUAUCCAGGUAUCUAACAUCGGUGAAUUCAAUGUGGACAAAAUGCUUGCGUCCUCAGGUGCCCAGCAGAAGAGUGUGUGAGGUGUGCAAGAUGCAACACUGACUCUGGACAGCAGCCUGUUCAGCUGAGUGGCUGUGCUGGGCCCUGUCACUUGUACCUGUGUUUCCUUCCAGCAUCUCACCUGCUGGAGAUGGGUGUGCAGGACUGCACGGAGCAGAGCACUACAGGUGGCAAAAUUGUUUUGGUAGCCUGGAGCAGGUUAGAACCUUCAAGUUUAGAUCUCCAAGAGAGUGUAUAGGAUUAUACAAACAAAAACAAAGCUGUUAUUCUUUGUUUGCCAGAGAUAACAGAGGGACUGUGAUUGCUUCCUCAGUAGCUGCUCUGUUGCAGUGGGAGAAGCCGAGCACAGCAGCACACUGUGUGCUCAGGAGCGUUCCUGUGCGUGGUGCUUCCUGGGGGCAGGCAGUGCCAGGCCGGGGAUUUUGGUCCUGCUGGCUGUGCUGUGCCUCAGUGCUUUUAACGCCUGUCACUCAUUGAGGUAAUCCUCACUUGCUGAAGUUCUCCCUCCCUCAGACAGACGGAGGGCUUGCUGUUUGUAGUGAGCAAAAUUUUUUCAGAGAUUUGGGAACACAAAAUAGAGGCAGCAAAAUUGUUU
This is a messenger RNA of Lepidothrix coronata (blue-crowned manakin), 3309 nucleotides long. RefSeq names its product gamma-aminobutyric acid type A receptor pi subunit (gene GABRP). Gene Ontology annotation, biological process: nervous system process; monoatomic ion transmembrane transport; signal transduction. The record is from RefSeq and is a predicted model, not a curated record. The coding region runs from base 1262 to 2599 and encodes 445 amino acids. Gene Ontology annotation, cellular component: membrane; neuron projection; synapse. Lineage: Eukaryota; Metazoa; Chordata; Aves; Passeriformes; Pipridae. Gene Ontology annotation, molecular function: extracellular ligand-gated monoatomic ion channel activity; GABA-A receptor activity; neurotransmitter receptor activity. The transcript is spliced from 10 exons.